AUGACAACUGAACAAAAGAGAACUAUUUUCCCAAAGAAAAUGUUCUCUACCACUCAUAAUGCAAUACCUGUUCAGUCUAAGAUCGAAUCUGCUAUUCCAUUUUGGACUGCAAUUGCAACAAAAAAUGAAUUAUAUCAUACAGUUUCAGUUUUCAUAUAUUUCAUGAUGCCUGACAAUACAGCAAUUUACGAGUGGUUCCGUGUUCAAGAACCUAUCUCAAAAUUAUACGAUUUUGUUGCCUAUUUUUUGGGUAAAGAGAGAGAAUUUGACCUUAAAGUAACAGGUGAAGUUUUAGACAGAAACAAUAUAAUCAAUGAUAUUAAAAAAAAUAGAAAAUACGGAAAUAAUCGAAAUUCAAGUUGUAAAUCGUUAA
Molecule: messenger RNA, 373 nt
Organism: Trichomonas vaginalis G3
Lineage: Eukaryota; Parabasalia; Trichomonadida; Trichomonadidae
Exons: 1
Source: RefSeq, a predicted model, not a curated record